This is a messenger RNA of Oxyura jamaicensis (ruddy duck), 617 nucleotides long. Its product is annotated as apelin receptor A-like. Gene Ontology annotation, biological process: G protein-coupled receptor signaling pathway. The record is from RefSeq and is a predicted model, not a curated record. Gene Ontology annotation, cellular component: membrane. NCBI's taxonomy places the organism in Eukaryota, Metazoa, Chordata, Aves, Anseriformes, Anatidae. The transcript is spliced from 2 exons. The coding region runs from base 1 to 576 and encodes 191 amino acids. Gene Ontology annotation, molecular function: G protein-coupled receptor activity.
AUGAGCGGUGCCUGGCAGGACGGCCGAACCCCAGAGAUUACAGAAUCCCAGAAUCAUCUACUGGGCGGCGCGGCGGGCGGCGCGGCGCGGGCGGCGGCGGCGCUGAGCCUGGGCACGACGGCGCUGGGCUUCGCGGCGCCGCUGCUGCUGAUGGCCGUGUGCUACUGCUGCGUGGGCGCCGCCGUUCGCCGCCACCUGCGCCCCCGCCGCGCCGAGGCGGCGGCGCGGAGGCGGCUGCUGCGGCUGAUCGCCGCGCUGGUGGCCGUCUUCGCCGGCUGCUGGCUGCCCUUCCACCUGCUCAAGAGCCUCUUCGUGCUGGCCGCCGCCGGGCUGCUGGAGCUGCCGUGCGCGCUGCUCGGGCUCAUCUCGCGCCUGCACCCCUACGCUACCUGCCUCGCCUACCUCAACAGCUGCCUCAACCCGCUGCUCUACGCCUUCCUCGACGGGCGCUUCCGCGCCCAGUGCCGCCUGCUGCUGGGGCUGCGCGGGGCGCGCCGCCCGCCCGCCGCCGCCUCCUCCACGCUCAGCGCUCAGACCCAGCGCUCCGAGGUGCCUUCGGGGGGCACCAAGGUGUAGCUGCCGCGGCCCCGCCGCUCCCCAAUAAACGCCCGUUCCGC